GGCAGUGACCGUUGUGCGACGUUCAGUUGGGGUCAUAAACAUGGCGUGGAGAGGAUAUUUUGUCAAAUGGACCAAAACAGAAUGUAUAAAUUCUGUCGCCACAGUUUCGAGAGGUAGCAGGUUCACCCUCCACCCCCAGCAGAGGUGUGGUUUCCGGAAAGAAGCAAGGAAACCAGAGACAUGGAAGAGGGACCGGGGCAUCCCAGAAGAAACAGGCCCUCCCCCCUCUGAGGCUGCCGAUGCGGUGGUGUCUCGGAAAGCGGUGGCCCCUAAAUCAGGACCCCCACCCCCUGGCGCGGCUCCCAGGCGUACUGGGAAGCUGUUCAAGCCCUUUAUGUUCACAAUAGGGUUUACAGGGUGCUCCUUUGGUGCGGCCGCCAUCUUGCAAUACGAGUCCUUGAAGUCACGAGUGAAGACGGCCAAGGACGAGGCUGAGCAGGAGAAAAACGGAAAGGCAUCACAAGACAUGACAUACUGGCACAACUGGUGGAAUCAGCUAACAGACUUGCAGAAACAGGUCAUCCUGCUCAUGUCCUUUGUAGACGAUUUCUGGAGCAGCCUGACUGAGGGUCAGCAGAUGGCCACUGGGAUCAUAGCGGUCAAUGCUGUGGUGCUCUGCUGUUGGCGAAUACCCUCCAUGCAACGAUUCAUGGUCAAGUACUUUACUGCCAACCCAGCCUCCAAGACGCGGUGCCUUCCCAUGCUCCUCUCCACCUUCAGCCAUUACUCUAUAAUCCACAUGGCGGCCAACAUGUACGUCCUGUGGACCUUCUCCUCCAGCAUCGUCUCUCUCCUGGGGAAGGAGCAGUUCCUCGCUGUCUAUCUCUCUGCUGGCGUGAUCUCCACUAUGGUGAGCUACUUGUGUAAGACCAGCACGGGACGCCUGCAUCCCUCUCUUGGGGCGUCAGGGGCCAUCAUGACGGUCCUGGCCGCGGUCUGCACCAAGAUGCCCGAGGCCAAACUGGGAAUCAUCCUCCUGCCCAUGGUCAGCUUCACUGCAGGCAACGCCUUGAAAGCGAUCGUUGCCAUGGAUGCAGCGGGGCUCAUUAUGGGGUGGAGGCUGUUUGAUCAUGCUGCUCACCUUGGAGGAGCCCUCUUCGGAGUGUGGUAUGUAGCAUACGGCCACAAGCUGAUGUGGAGGAAGAGGGAGCCACUGGUCAAGGCAUGGCACAGCAUGAGAUCUCAGGCCCCUGGUGGACAGGGCAGGCCUAGGGGUUCGGGCGGGGACGGGGGCAGACCUGGACCCCCAACAUAGCACUCUGGGAAGUUGGCCCAUAACCACUGAUCAGGUGUCAGAUAUUCCUCACACCCCCCCAAUUGGUUAGGAUUGGCUGUAGGGGGUAUCUGAACCUAAAUCUGUGGUUAGGGGGAAUCUUCUACCUCAAGAAGCCUUUUUUUGGUACUUAUGCCUGGUGAUAUCCAGCUGACAGCUGUGGAGGGCGGGACCCAGCAACCCAAACCUCUUCUAAUUGGCGCGUUCCUCUGCCCAGGCGUUGCUGAUGCAUGCCUUAUCUGACGUCUGGAUAGGUAUUUUAAGUAUCAGCCAACCACAUCAUAUGUUAUAGCAAUCUGGAGCCCGACGGCAGUCAAUGACGUGGCACGCAACCAUUGGUUGAUGCAUGCAACAUCUGAGCAGAGGAACGCAACCAAUCUAAUCAGAGAGAGUGGACAUAUUUGCGACUUAAGAUGGCAGUCUUGUUUUAGGAGGAUUUCAGACAGUACUCUAUUGUAACUAAGUCCUAAGGGAUGAAUGAUUAAUUUGGUUUGAUAACAGUGACUGUACUCUAGUACAGAUGUUGGCUUUAUCAUUAUGGGGUAGUUUCUAUGAAGAUGUGAGAUGUUACCAUAGAGAUAUUGUAUUACAUAAUGUAUUCAUAUUCUAUGUCUAUGGUUGAUACAGUGACUGCUUCCUGUUCUCUGAACCUGACUUCCUGUUUGUAAGGAAGUGGUUAACGGAGAAUGACCAUCCUGGACUAAAACAACAAACUUCCUCAUUGACCAUAAGAACUUCAACUUCCUUGUAGUUUGUAGGUGUGCUGGCGUUGCCAGAGGUUUCUGAAAGGUUGAGAUGCUUAUCUUGGUAAAACAUUUUGUAAAUCCUGAACCUUACAAAAAAGGUACAUAACACGCCAAAAAUGUCAUCAACACUGCGGUACUCUUUUAUUGAAAAGGUCACCUUCAUCCUCACUGGGGUAGUACAUUUGGGUUUUUAAGGGAUACUUCAGGAUUUUCCCAGAGUCAAGAUGAACUCAUGGAUAUCAUGUUUAUAUCUGCAUGCAGUAGAGGUAGUUUUGCUGCACGCAGCGCUGGCACAAGGCAGUUUCUCUGGACCCCUGUAAGGUCGGAGUUCGUCCCCCUCCUCCCUAAAAUAAAAAUCCAUUCACAAAGUAUAGACUACAGAUUGCUGUCCGUGGUGCUGAAAUUGCGACGUGUCUAUGCAGCGGGCCGAUCGAAUCAACCUGGUCUCGGAGCAUUUCGUAUUGUUCUGUAUGUAAAUCCAAGACACUCCAUUUAGUAUGAUAUGUUACGAAUUUGCAGACGUACAAUGUUAAAAAUGAGUUAAGAAUUCUAGCUAGGUGGCUAACAUUAGCUAGGCUAGGGGUUAGGGUUAAGUUCAAGAGUUAAUUUAAAGGGUUGGGAGAAGGGUUAGCUAACAUGCUAAGUGGUUUCUAAGCAGUUGCAAAGUAGCAAGUAGUUAAAGUUGCUAAAAUGCUAAAGAUCUCCUCGAUGAGAUUUGAGCUCACAACCUUUGGGUUGGUAGACAUUCGCGUUAUACUCCAAGUAACCAUCUUAUGUAACCAUACGAAACGGAGUGUCCUUAGAUUUACGUACAGAAUAAUAUGAAAUUCUCUGAGACCAGGCUGAUGGAAUUGAUGAUAGGGUUUCUAUUGUGCCCCAGCAUGUAGCCUAUAGCGUUGCUUCAGCUAAUGGAUAUGUUUAUUAGGCCUAUUUGGUUGUCAUUUUUCCAUAUUUGGUUGUCAUUUUCUCAUGUUAAGCCUAACAUUUCACUAAGCUAUACAGGGUGUUACAAGGCUGCCAUGGUUUAGACUGAUGGCUGGCGGCAAUAAUGUAAUGACUUGUUCUGUAAUUAAAGUUAGAAUUUCAAACAUUG
Oncorhynchus masou masou (cherry salmon) is the source of this 3112-nucleotide messenger RNA. Its product is annotated as presenilin-associated rhomboid-like protein A, mitochondrial. Gene Ontology annotation, cellular component: membrane. Lineage: Eukaryota; Metazoa; Chordata; Actinopteri; Salmoniformes; Salmonidae. The transcript is spliced from 10 exons. The record is from RefSeq and is a predicted model, not a curated record. The coding region runs from base 41 to 1255 and encodes 404 amino acids. Gene Ontology annotation, molecular function: serine-type endopeptidase activity.